Messenger RNA from Pseudomyrmex gracilis, 4103 nucleotides. RefSeq names its product protein N-terminal glutamine amidohydrolase. Bases 393 to 1064 code for a protein of 223 amino acids. Gene Ontology annotation, molecular function: protein-N-terminal glutamine amidohydrolase activity; protein-N-terminal asparagine amidohydrolase activity. Gene Ontology annotation, cellular component: cytosol; nucleus. The transcript has 4 exons. Lineage: Eukaryota; Metazoa; Arthropoda; Insecta; Hymenoptera; Formicidae. The record is from RefSeq and is a predicted model, not a curated record.
CUCUACCUUCAUUCGUGUUUAUUCGCGCAUCAUUCAUGCGCGCGAAUUCAACGUCGUCUUCGGGGGAAGAAUCUGCGCGUGCGCGGUGGCGCUGGCGUCGCUAGGAAGAUUCCUUAGCGCGGCUCGUCGUUUGGGAACACUGUGGCGGUCGCGCGAGUCGCAGUAGUCAAACAAUGAUCGAGUCGGUAGGUCGUGUGGGUCGCGUUUGAAGGAGAGAGAGAGAGAGAAAGAACUCUCAAAACCCGGUGUUGUGUACAUUCUCCUCAACGAUAAUUGCUCGCGUAAUGAAGUUGACGGUGCGCAGCGGGUUCGUGUAACGCGAUCGUCGUGUUCGAUAUAGCGCGUCGUGUCUCCGCCGUUAUAACGUUUGUUUUCCGCGGCAGAGAGGAAGGAUGGCGGUGGAACCUCGUGUGACCGGGAACGCGAAGCCCCUGGUGCCGCUGUUCACGAAGGCUUCCGACUGCGUCAACACCAGCUGCUACUGCGAGGAGAACGUGUGGAAGCUGUGUCAGGAUGUGGCGACUAGACAUCCGUCGGAGCUGCAACACUGUCACGUAUGUUUCGUGAGCAACCCCCGACGAAGCGUGCCCCUUUGGCGUCAGCGCGCGGGAAAGGACGAGGACAAACUGGUCGUGUGGGACUAUCACGCUAUACUCAUCUACGCGCCCGACGAGAGAGCGGUGGUGUACGAUUUGGAGAGCUCCCUGCCGUUUCCCACGCAUUUCUGGAAAUACGCGACCGAAACCUUCAGGUCGGACGAGGCACUGCGACCUGAAUACCAUAGGAGGUUCCGCCUGGUGCCCGCUAGCGUCUACCUGCAACAGUUCGCGUCCAGUCGGCAUCACAUGAAGCGCAAGGACGGCACAUGGAUCAAGACGCCACCGGAUUAUCCGCCGAUCUCGACACCGACAUGCAAGGAUAAUCUCGACUCGUUCAUCAAUAUGGAACCAGGCACCGGACUAGGCGUUGUAAUGAGUCUGAAGCAAUUAGUCAAUCGGUUUUAUAGGCCAAAUGUCAACACGCAGGCACCGACGCCGCCUCAGCCGCAGGCCACAGCGACUUAAUUUUCACGUGUUGACGUAUACAUACGCACGCGCUUCGAUUUAAAAAGCUCUUUGGGAAAUCAAUGUGCAUGGCCUAAGGGAAUUCAGUUUGGUGUGCACGCGCGCACCUAAACGUGGGCUAAAACAAAAAAAAAAAAAAAUAUAUAAUAUUCGAUCGAAAUUUGAUAAUAAAGUUAGUUAAAUCGCUGUCGACUCUACGGCGGAAUUUCGAGUUUUAAAUAAAAAAAACACAAAAAUCGUUGCAAUUGUAUUUUCACGUCGGAGCGAUUGACAGUUCCGCUCGAACAGAGAGCUGGAACCGAGAGCUGAUUUUCUAGAAAGAAAAUUUUAAAUGCGUUAUCGCGUUGUGAUGUUUCUGUUAGAGGUUGGUCACAUCGUGAAUUGAUAUUUUAAGAUCUCUGAGUUUCGUGUUCACACUUUUCUCAACUACUUUCUUUAUUUUGCUAUUCCGUAAUUUGUAAAGAAAUGAAUUUAAAAAAAAAAUAAUAAUAAUAACAUUUGAGUAAGAACCGACGAUGAACGAACAAGCAAAGAAUGUCGCGAUGCACAAAUGUUAAAUAAUUUGUACGUUUCUCGCGAACAAUUUAUAUAUACACACAUCCCGGUUCCAGAGAUAAAAAGCUUUUGCGAAAAAAAAACCUCAUAAUUUACUCACAAAUCAAAAACCUACGUAAUAUCGAUAAACAAGAAAACACUCGCACUUUUUCGCAACGUUGUGUAAUAAAAAUUAUACGAGAUUGAAUGUUUUCACUCUCGAAAUCAGAUGGAAAAAUUCAGCUUGUCGCGCACGAAGAACGAUUCUGCUGAGCUGCUUUCUGAAAUACUCUCGAUAAGUGCUUGUACACCGUGUAUAUUAAUGGACUCCAUCGACAAAAGAAAUCCAUUUUCUCUUUUCUUCGCCUCAUUCGCGACAUUUGUAUAUCCGGAGAGAGAAGUGUUCUGACUCUCUCUCUAUCUCUCUCUUUCUCUUUCUCUCUCUUUCUCUCUUUUUUUCUUUCUCCGCGCGCAAAUAUCAUUCGAUCAUGUUCUGAGCUCGAGUCGUGUUUUAUAAUAAGUACUUUCAUCUUUCUAUCUCUCUCUUUCUCUCCUCUCUUUCUCUCUCUUCAUGCCAUAAAGUGAUCUUUCUCACGGCUUUGCUCUGUCUCAGUGGUGUUAUUAUAAUUAUUGUGUCAAAGACUGAUGUAUUUACACACAGAGAGUUAUCCGACUUACAUAGAGAUCCCUUUGUCUAUCGGCGCGUGUGCGAGGCGCGCGCGCAGAGACACAGUUUAAAAAACGCUUGUAAUUACUGUGCGAUCGAUGUAAUAAGGUCAAGAACUUAAAAAUCUCUGCGACGUGUGUAAUGGUAAAAAAAAAAAAAAAAAAAAAAAAUUACUUACGAUUAUUGUAAUUCUUGUGAUACUUUACACUUUCUACUUUUGAAUACCUACCUACGCUAUACUCAAAAAACUGUUUGUACUGUAAAACGUCGAUUCUUAAAAAGAGAUACGUGAUUCGCUUGUUGAGCGGCUUCCCUAUGUAUAAUAAUUGGCGUGUUGCUUUUUGGCCAAAUUGAAUUGAAUGCAAAAAUCGGUUUUACGCGACCAAUUGUUAACAUCGAAGAACCCGCUGACUUCAACGAACAUUACGUUGCUUCUAGUGGUGAUAGGAAUGAGUUUUACAACGAAGAUUUUCAAUUCUUUAUCUCUCCCCCUCUUUGACGAGUGUGAAACCGAAACGUUCGCCAUUGUUUUACGCUCGCUCUCUUAUAUUCUCGUUAAUUUAGUUUUUACCUUCGACAGUAUUAUGAAAAUAAUGACGUCAAUCAAACGUCCUUGUACCUGCGUUGGCUCUUAAUGGCCAUUUCUUCCUUCGUUUUGAUUUGAUUCUAUAACUCGGACCUCCUCUUUUUUAUUCAUCUUUCUAUAAUGUAAAUUAGGGAAAUAAGUGAAUUGUGUUCUAUCAAUUUUACCGCGUUACAAUACACUCCAAUUACCUUCCAUGUAUAUUUUAUGUGUGUAUGUGUGUAAAAGACGUCGAAUAAUUUAUUGAAUUUACUGUGUGUUUGUGUUGUUUUUAUAUUUAAUUAGCAAGUCUUUCUUGUGCGCGGAGCGAUUAAUUCUUUGUGAUUCAAGUGCGUGCGGUUCGAAUUGCGAGUAAACAAACAAUAUAACAUUUAAAUGGUACACGGAGCGGCCUUCGCGUGCCUAUCGGGAGAAGUCAAUUAGUUCGUGUGAGAAAUGGGCGUGAAGUACUCGGAUCUCUGUGAUUGAGCAUGAUGCCGCAACCUUGAUGAACGCAAAGGGUUAAAUCACGCGUAUGUGUGUGUGUGUGUGUAUGUGUGUUACGUUCUACGCACAUUAUCAAAGAUGCGAGGCGACCUUGAACGUGUUGAAGCUUUUGCGCGUCGCGAACUUGCAAGCCUUCACGUAUAUGUUUACAUUAUUGAACGUAACGAUGUAUGUAUGUGUGUGUGUGUGUGUGUAUGCGGAGCGUCGUUUCUUCUUGUACGAUGUCUAUUUUAAAUUAAUUUGAUCGAAAGAACGCAAACGGGGAAGUUUAUCAACAAGCAAUUAAUUAUCGAGCUAUCGACUCGCCGCGAACUGACACGCGGCGAUAUUAUUGCGCAGGUGGAGGAAUCCCCACCGGCCGCGCGGGCCGAUAGAUUUUUAAGAGUUUGUCCACUCUUUGCCUUCCAAAAAAAAAAGUCUCUCACUAGUUCACUCUAAACCUUUCUCAUUGACACACACACAUGUUUACCUCCGAUUCGCAUGUAAUCAUGUUACUAACGAACUGUGUACGUAACUGUAUUGUAAAGCGAAGGAGUCUAAUGCCGUUUCGACGUGUGUUUUAGUCACCGAAAAUCGCUUUAGUAUUAAAAUUCGUAUAUUUACGAAUACAGCAGUCUCUAAGACGGGAAGAGAAGCAGAUUUUCUCUUAGAUGAAAAAAAAGAAAAUGGAGCGCGCGCGCGCAACGCGCGUGGGAAAUUCGGGACCGAUCUAUUUCUUAGCGAAUAAUCUCUCUCGAGGAACCUUAUCAAAAACUAAAAAAAAAAAAAA